Ctenocephalides felis (cat flea) is the source of this 396-nucleotide messenger RNA. RefSeq lists its product as uncharacterized. NCBI's taxonomy places the organism in Eukaryota, Metazoa, Arthropoda, Insecta, Siphonaptera, Pulicidae. The transcript is spliced from 5 exons. The coding region runs from base 1 to 396 and encodes 131 amino acids. The record is from RefSeq and is a predicted model, not a curated record.
AUGACUAUCAAAAUCAUUGUUGUGGGUUAUAAUUUUGGGAACGAACAAGGGCGACACAGGUCUCGUUCUAGGCACAGAUCGAGGUCUAAAAAUAGAUCAUUGUCAAAAAUAGAUCCAGAUCUAGGAACAGGUCCAGGUCCAGAAACAGGUCUCGGUCUAGGAAUAGAUCACGAUCACCGAAUAAUAGGAGGUAUAGAAAUUCUCGCUGUUCUACAUCGUCAACGACUUCAAGGUCUUCAAGUGGAGGAAACUCCAGAAGAUCUAAAUCUAUUGAUAGGUCUUUAUCCAGGUCCCGUUCCAAAACUCGAUCAAGAUCACGAUCUAGAAAUAGAAAUUUCAGAAGGCAAAGGAAAAGCAGAGGUUCUUCGAAAAACAAUACGAAUAAUGAAAGGAUAA